Messenger RNA from Hibiscus syriacus, 2575 nucleotides. Its product is annotated as QWRF motif-containing protein 2-like. Gene Ontology annotation, biological process: spindle assembly; centrosome cycle. The record is from RefSeq and is a predicted model, not a curated record. Gene Ontology annotation, cellular component: nuclear microtubule; cytoplasm; centrosome. The transcript has 6 exons. Bases 268 to 2286 code for a protein of 672 amino acids. Gene Ontology annotation, molecular function: microtubule binding. Lineage: Eukaryota; Viridiplantae; Streptophyta; Magnoliopsida; Malvales; Malvaceae.
UUUCCCCCAAAUCUCCUCUCCUCUCCUCUCCAUCUCUGUAAACCCAGAAAGAAGGCUGUGUGGGUUUCACUGUUGUUGAAGUAAAAAUGGAUGAUCCUUCAAAAACCCUGUAUGGCUGCCCUUUCACACUGGUCUAGAUCACCUAAAAUCCUUUGUUUUCUCCCAAGUUUUUUAGCCAUGGAAAUGGAGACGCUCAUCGCCAAUUAAUAUACAAAAGUUUCUUUCAAAGCAACGUGGAAAAGAAUUUAGAUUUAUUCGCAGUCUCUGAUGAUGGUGGCUGCAUUGUCUCGUCCACCAACUCCUUCACAUUCCUCCGUUGAAGAACCGCAACAAGAAACAAAUACCCAUCAAAGAGAAAACCCAACAGUUGGAACAGCUAAAAGGUCUCCUCUCAAAGACAAUGGCUCAACUGUUACGAGAAAACCCAGAGUUAGACAAGUUUCUUCGAGGUAUUUGUCUCCGUCUCCUUCCACAUCUUCUUCAGCAGCAGCAGCAGCAGCAGCCAAAACGCCGGCGAGAUUUCCUUCGCCGCUUAACUCUCGUUCCACUAAUACGAUGUCGAUGGGUAGCAAAACGGCCACGAGAUUUCAUUCUCCGCUUGUUUCUCGUUCAACAAACGCUAGUUCUACUUCAACGACUUCGUCUUUGCUUCACAAACGGUCUCAAUCCGUCGACCGGAGGCGGCCGGGGAGUCAAUUGUCGCAAGGAAAUAAUGUUAAUGGCACCGCGGAAAUGUCAGCUGCUACCAAGAUGUUGAUUACUUCAACGAGAAGUUUGUCGGUUUCUUUUCAAGGGGAAGCCUAUUCGCUUCCGAUCAGUAAGACAAAGGCUCCAGUGGGUUCUACUUUGAUAAGGAAAGUGACUCCUGAGAGACGUCGAGCUACUCCGCUGAGAGAUCACGGGGAGAACUCGAAGCCGGCGGAUCAGCAACUCUGGCCCGGGAGAACACGUCAAAUGACUCCGGGUUCCGGUUCAGCUUCGAAUCCGUUGCAUAGGAGUUUGGUUUGUGGCAGUGAAAGGAAGGUUUUCGGAUCUGGGGCAGUGUUAGCUAAGUCAUUGCAACAAUCGGUGAUGCUUGAUGAGAGUGUUAGGAGGGUUUCCUUUGAUGGUGGUAGUAGAUUGAGUUUGGAUUUGGGAAGUUCCGAGUUAAUAAAAGAAGCCAAUAAGCAAAACCCAGAUUCCAAUUCUUUAAAUGAGGCUCAUUGUGAACUUGCUGCAUCUGAUACAGAUAGUAUAUCUUCUGGGAGCACCAAUUCUGGAACCGGCAGAAGUGGGAAUUUGAAAGGGAAGAAUGGACUCAGUAAUAUUGCCGUGUCUGCAAGGUUUUGGCAGGAAACUAAUAGCCGGUUAAGGUGGUUGCAGGACCCGGGUUCACCAUUGUCUUCAAGCCCGGGUUCUAGAAUUGGUUCUCCAGCUAAGUUUAGUCAAUCAAGAAGGAUUUCUUGUGAUGGUGCAGUGGCUUCUCCUAUGAGACGUAGUAUAGGACCUGCUUCUCCUAGUAAGCUUUGGACAUCUUCGAGUUCGUCUCCAUCAAGAGGGCUAAGUCCUGGUCGGGUUAGAAAUGCAGUUGGUAGUAAAGAGAUGAGUGGUACUGCUGUUAACACCCCUUCGAUCCUUAGCUUUUCUGUUGAUAUUCGGAGAGGAAAGAAGGGAGAGGAUCGAAUUGUUGAUGCUCACAUGUUGAGGCUUUUUUAUAAUGGUUAUUUGCAAUGGAGAUUUGCAAAUUCAAGGGCAGAUGCUACUUUCAUCACGCUGAAACUGAGUGCUGAGAAAAAUCUGUGGAAUGCAAGGGUAACAACAUCAGAACUGCGGCAUUCUGUCACCCUCAAGAGAAUUAAGUUGCUAUUGCUGAGGCAAAAGUUGAACUUGACUUCCAUCCUGAAAAGACAAAUAGCUCAUUUAGAAGUGUGGGCCCUUCUCGAAAGAGAUCACUCUAGCUCCUUGCUAGGAGCAACUGAAGCUUUAAAGGCUAGUACUCUUCGACUUCCAAUUGUUGGAAAAGCCACAGUUGAUAUCCAAAAUCUGAAGGAUGCUGUCAGUUCAGCAAUUGAGAUGAUGCAGGCAAUGGCAUCUUCAGUAUUCUCACUAUCAUCCAAGGUGGAGGAAAUGAAUUCUUUGGUAGCAGAACUUGUUAGCUUGGCUGCAAAGGAAAAGGUUUUGCUUGAACGAUGUAAAGAGUUUUUGUCCACAAUAGCAUCCAUUCAGGUUAAGGACUGUAGCUUAAGGUCGCGUAUAGUACAAGUAAACCGCAUUUCCACAACCAGCAACCUGACCACGCAUGUGUAGAACUAAUCUUUUUUGACAACUCACCUAAACGCUAACAUUACACCCGAGCUCAUGUUUCUUACAAUAGGCGGAGGCAGCACCGGACAAAAUCACAGCAGACUGAAUACAUCUUAGGUUUGUCUUCUCAUUUUAGCAGUUUUAGAACCAGUUGUCUUAUGAUCAAGUGGCCUUUCCCUUAAGCUGAUUUCUGUAUACAAGAACUCGCCGAUUUUUUUGGUCUUCUUCUUUUAUUAGGUAAAAAGAAGCAUGUAUGUAUAAAUAUGUAAGUUCAUCCGAUAAUUGAUUAUCA